AAAACGGAACAGAACAGAACAGAAAUUCGAAGCGCUGCCAAAUAUACACACACGAUUGUUCCGACUGUAUCGCUCCGAUCCGAAAAAAUCCGAGAUCCGAAUUCGCAGGACAAGAGCAACAGAGCGCGCGCUAACGGAUUUAUUAAAUGCACAUGCAUAUAUUUAUUUAUAAACGCGAGUUUCUGGUCGGGAACUAAAGUGCAGGUCACCGACGCCUCUGCCGCAGCCGCUGCCUCCGUCGACGUCGCAGUUGCGGUAGCUGUUGCUGCUUGUUUUUUUUUUUGUUAUUACUGUUUACAGAGGUGCGCGUUAACUGUGCUAAAAAAAAUAUAGAAAUAUAUAUUUGUGUGCCUUUGUGCAAGUGCUGAUUUUGUUUGGCUUUUUUUUUGGGUUGUCAUUAUUUUGCACACACAAAUUGCGAUUUAACUAAGUGUUUGUGUGUGUGUGUGGCGCAGCUAUAUAUAUAUAUAAAGAUAUACCUAUGCUGGCCCUGGCCCCGCCCACCACGCCGCCCCCUCGAAAUGCACCGUUAGCCGCGAAAUCGAAAUCGAAUCGUUUUGCUGCAACCGCAAUGCUGUCCAACGGCUCUGCUGGCGUCUCUGCCGACGUUGACGUCGCCGCCGGCGGCGCUGCCGACUGUGAUGAGCGAACGCUUUUGCUAAGCGAGGAGAUUGUUGUUGCGCCGCUGCCUGCGUCGGCAUUCUCUGCCGGCGUCGCUGCUGCUGCGCCGCCAACGUCGCUGCCACUGGUGCACACAACAACAACGCAGCAAAACAACAACAAUGUGAACAACAACAAUAAUGGUUCGCUUGUGGUCAGUGCGAAAAACAUGGCUAAUAAUAAAAGUAAUAAGAAUAGCAGCAAAUGCAAAAACAACGAGGCCAGCAGCAGCAACAACAACAAUGCGGCGACAGCAGCAGCAACAACAGCAACGACGACAGGAGAAGAACCGGUAACAACAACAAUAACAACUGCAACAACAGCAGCUGAUGAUGAGGAUAUAUCCAGCGAUCUGAGCGAUAAAUUCCCACGCCCCCAAAAGAAACCCGGCAAACUGAGCAAAUUGGGCACCAAAAGCGUCGGCCUCAAACGCGUCUCCUUUGGGUCCUCGAAGGGUUCGAUGGUGGAGACGCUCGUCUUCGAGACGCCGACGCCGUUGUCGGAGCACAUGGAGUCCACUUUUGGGUUCGAUGCCGCAGAUACCGCCGCUGCCGCCGCUGGUCAGCCGCAGCUGGCGUCGACGCUGGCGUCGCAACAGCCUCUCGCCGGUGGCUACAGUGGAGACUAUGCCAAGGGGACCAUGGAUGACAGCGGCAUUGAGGUGCAGGAAGAAUCGGAGCGUUCGAUAGUGCGCGUUUCAAUCUACAACAGCAGCCAGCCGCAAGUAAUCUGUCCACCGGCGGAGUAUCUGGACUUUCCGGAGUUCAACUACAGCAGCAACCUCUUAGACUAUAAUACGAUGGCCACGACGGCGGCGGGGAUCCAACAGCAGCAGGUGAUUGGCCUGGGAGCGGCAUACGAUCGACAGCAAAGCACCGAUUCCGGCUGGGACAAUCCCUUUCGACCAGGCGGCGAUCUGUCCAGAGAGGCUGAUGAAAUUGUCAAUAUGAUCAGAGGUGGCAAGCCCAUCACACCCACAGAGGAGCGUACAAUUGGCAACGGGAGCGCCCAGCAUGCGGACGACAAUUGCAACGGCGGUACGGCGAUCGGCGAGAGUGUAAUCAAAUCAAAUCUCUCGCAGAAUCUAGCAACAGCACAAAAUGGUACAAAUUCCCAUGCCUCUGCAACUGCCGACGCUGGCGCCGGAAAAGCAGCGACGGCGACCGAGCUGAGCGGCGGAACCGGAAACAAUGGGGUCACCUCGCUGGGACAGGUGUCCAAACAGGUGGUUCCCGGACCGACGUCCGCUAGUCAUGUGGUCAUCGACGAGAAGAAGAACAAGAAGAAGGGCUGCUGUGUCCUUCAAUAAUUGGGGCAAAUAGCGGGGGACGCGAUGAGCAGAUUUGUGGGGUAGGGGGGGAGGGGCGGUCAUUUUCCUGCUAGCCCUGUUUUUUGAUGUUAAUGUUUUUUUGGACGAAAUGGAGCCAAGCUGUUAAUAUAUUUCAUGCCGCAUAAAUCGCUUUGCUUCGCUUUGCAAGAGGAGACCAAAACCGAUACCAGAGAUUGAGAUUCAGACAACACAAGAAUGAACUAGAGGAACAUUAGGAAAACCAAGCUCUCUGACCAACAGCAGCCACAGUGAGAACCAACAUUUAUGCAACACCCUGCAGCGGUUGCUCCAGCUUCGAAACAUAAGUCGAUGAACACUUCAACAUUUGAAUUGUAAACCUGAAGGCCGCACUUAUAUAUGUUUAUAUAUAUAUAUAUUUAUAUAUAUAUAUGAUAUAUAUAUAUCUGUUUGUCUGCAGGCGAUGCUAUAUUGCAAUUCACCAUUAUUAUAUAUAUAUAUAUAUUAUUUUUUUCCCCCUUUUUCUGUAAUGUGACUCGACCUGCAUAUGUGUAUUAUAAAAAUUAUUGUAUGCAUAUAUGUGAAUUUAUUUUUUUUUUUUUUGUAAUUGUAAAAUUUAGUGCGGCUUUUUUAAAAAAUGAAAAGGAUGUAGGGACGUUUAACAAGUAAAAACUAAAAGAACAAAAAAAUAACGAAAAACGUUUUGCUUGCAUGCAUAAUGGAUACAAAAUCGAAAAAAAAAAUUUAACAUAAAGAAUAAUGUAUUUAUUUUUAUUUAUAUGAUGACGAUGAAGCAGAUGAAAGUAAAUUAAAUGUUAAACCUUAAAACAAAUAUACACACACACACACGUACAUAUACAAAUACACACACACACAUACGCAUAUAUACUAUACGAUAUAUGAGAUGAAAUGAAUGACGCAAUAAAGCAAAACGAGAUGAACCGGAAAUAGUAGAAAAAGAAAACUAAUUAAAAAAAAUCCCAAUUUUCUAAGGCUAAAUAAUGAGUAAUUAUUUUGUAUCAUUAUUUACAUGAGGCAGACAAUUGAAAACCGGGUGCGCUGACUUUUGGGCCCACUGUAGCGGCUGAUCAAAGGAAAGCGGUGCUGAAGAAAGAGGGCGAAAAUGGUAGAAAAGGUCUUAGUUCUUUGAGCAGAAUAUAUACAUAUAUAUAUAUAUAUAGAAAGAAAGGCUUUGAAGAAACCGAAAUCCCAAGACAAAAGCUUAGAAAUGAGGCCAGAGAAAGUAUAUAAAAAGGAAGAACCACCGUUUUUCAGCUUAGUUAAGCACAAUACAACCACCCCUCACAACCAACCAACCAACCGACCCAACCCCCCAUUUCUCCAACCCCUUUCACUCAGUAUUUUUCUCAGUUUGAACGCAAAUCAAAAGCAGAAAAAUGAAUGAAAUGGCAAACAAAUACGCAAAAGUAAUAUGCAGGUAAAUCGAGCAAAGCGAGGUACAAGAAUGUUUACACAGAGAGAAAAGCAGCAACCAAAUAGCUAAAGAAUGUAAUGAGAACACCGAAAUGGACAGCCACACCCACAAAUAUGUAACACUCACACACUCUCAGACACACACCUACAAACCCACACACCAACAGCCUAAGCAUCAAUGUGCUGCAUUUGAUAAACGUAAUGAAAAACAAAAAAUAAAUUAAAUAUAUAUAUAUAUAUAUAUAUACACACACACAGAUAUAUGAAAUAGCAAUAUUGUUUCAACUGAAUAUAAGCAAACAGCAAAAGGAAUAUUCCAAAGUCCGCAAAUGAAGAUAAACAAAUCCGUAAACUAAAUCCAUCGGAGGGUUAAAAAAAAACAGCAGCCAGUACAGCAAUAAAAUCAAUAUUUAAUAUUGUAAAUUUCCGAUUCCAAAAAGAAAGC
Messenger RNA from Drosophila melanogaster (fruit fly), 3827 nucleotides. RefSeq lists its product as uncharacterized. The transcript is spliced from 6 exons. The record is from RefSeq and is marked reviewed. The coding region runs from base 572 to 1969 and encodes 465 amino acids. Lineage: Eukaryota; Metazoa; Arthropoda; Insecta; Diptera; Drosophilidae.